This is a messenger RNA of Soboliphyme baturini, 210 nucleotides long. The record is from the annotation of a GenBank genome assembly. NCBI's taxonomy places the organism in Eukaryota, Metazoa, Nematoda, Enoplea, Dioctophymatida, Soboliphymatidae.
AUGUUAUUGACGGACGAUGGCUUUGAGGCAAAUUUCGCUCUGUCGGUUGGUCGGUCGGUUGGUGGACGAACGGCGGCCGGCGGCCGUCGUUACGGUCACUCGCCAGACGCCAAAAGAUCGACGAUACUGGCUCCAUUCCACUGUUGCGGUAGUCGUAAAGCGCUUAGGAUAAUUGCUCUGUCAGAGCGGUCUCAUUCGCACAAGACGUGA